AGCCCUACCCCCGGAAAAAAAUCCUGUAUACGCCCCUGAAUUUUUGUAUCUCCAAAAUAUUCGAAAUUCGACUCAGUAUAUUUUCCAGUUUCGCCUUUAUAAUACGACCUGCUAACAAGGUUUAAACAAUUAUUCUAAAUUGUCUAGAUAUGAAAACCUUGAUGAGUGCUGCUCAGAAUAUUUGGGAGUCCUUGGAUAAGUUAAAAUCAUCAGACCCGCAAAAAUAUCAAGAAGUUGUGGAAGAGUCUAUAAAAGCUGGUUCCGUUCACCAAUCCACUCCUCAGCCUUUCUGUUGUAUUACUGUAAAAACUAAGCACGACGUGUCUUGUUGUAUAAAUUUGCUAAGCUGGGAGCGGGUACAAAAACCAGAUUUUUCAAGAGAAACUCCCUCCCUCCCCAUCUCAGGGGGGAACAGUAUUGUUGUUCAAGGACAGUUUGUUUAUAGUGCUUGUGUGAACCCUGAAGUUUUAACAAACCAAACUUCGGAGGAAUUAGAAAAUGUUCUUCAUUUAGUUUUAAAGUUUGUUGAAUCUGUUAACCCUGGUCUUGAGCUGCUCCCUAAAUUCAGGUUUAGUCUUUUUUCAUCUUUUUUUUAUUUCUUUUUGAAUUUUUCUGCACUAACCUACAAACCAAAGUAA
This is a messenger RNA of Eurytemora carolleeae, 638 nucleotides long. Its product is annotated as PIH1 domain-containing protein 2. Lineage: Eukaryota; Metazoa; Arthropoda; Copepoda; Calanoida; Temoridae. The transcript has 6 exons. The coding region runs from base 150 to 638 and encodes 162 amino acids. The record is from RefSeq and is a predicted model, not a curated record.